CACCCGUAGUGGAAGUCGGGAAGGGAACUGCCGUUAGUGUCUUUGUGAGGAGCAGACUCGACACGAAUGCUCUAGAAAUGGGUCAAUCACCGGACGAGAGCAAAGAACGAGGUCACUGGAGUAAUAAGUGGGAUUACCUCCUCUCGCUCGCUGGUUAUGCCAUUGGGAUCGGCAAUGUGUGGCGGUUCCCUUACCUCUGCUACAGGAACGGGGGAGGGGCCUUCCUGAUUCCGUACGUAAUAAUGCUGAUGUUGGUGGGUCUGCCUCUGUUUCUGCUCGAGUCAGCUGUUGGGCAGUUCAGCUCUUCGAGUUGUCUCACGCUUUACUCCGUCGCUCCUGCGUUUAAAGGAAUCGGUUUCUCCUCGCUGCUGGUGACCUUAAUCGCCAGCACCUACUACAGCGUGGUUGUGGCUUACCCUCUCGUCUACCUCUUCCAUUCAUUCAGCAGUCAGUUGCCUUGGGCUUCCUGCGACAACUACUGGAACAGCCCUCGUUGCGCGCUGUCUGCUACGACCAACUUCACUAAUUCGACGGAGACGGCAGUUUCAGCGGCCGAUGAAUUCUUUCACAACCGCGUUCUGGAGAUCUCUUCAAACAUCGACGACCCAGGCGGUUUCGUGUGGCCCAUAGUGAACACGACCCUCUUUGUUUGGACAUUUGUAUUCCUCUGUGUUUUCAGAGGUGUUAAAGUUGUCGGAAAGGUCGUGUGGUUCACCUCCUCCUUUCCUUUCCUGAUGCUGAUAAUCCUGUUCAUUCGAGGUGUGACGCUCCCGGGUGCCUGGGACGGAAUUUACUAUUACAUCUAUCCGGAUUUCAGCAAACUGGGGGAUCUCAAGGUCUGGGCAGACGCGGCAGUUCAGAUUUUCUUCUCGAUCGGCACAGGAUGGGGCUCCUUGGCCACCAUGGGGUCUUUUAAUAAGUUCCGCAACAACUGCCUCCGCGACGCCCUCUUCGUGCCCGUCCUCAACUGCGCCACCUCCUUCUUCGCCGGCUUCGUGGUGUUCUCCGUCCUCGGGUUCAUGGCGCACAAGACGGGCACCUCCGUGGAAAGUGUCACAGCCGCUGGUCCCGCCCUGGCGUUCAUCACGUACCCGGAGGCGCUGUCGCUCAUGCCCUUCGCGCCGCUCUGGUCCGUCCUGUUCUUCCUCAUGCUCUUCUUCCUCGGCAUCGACUCCAUCUUCGUGCAGAUCGAGAACCUGGUGAUGUCGGUCGUGGACGAGUUCCCUGUCCUACGCACCAAGAAGGGUUGGGUCACGUUUGCUGCGUGCGGGCUCAUGUUCCUCGGCGCUCUGUCCUGCUGCACGAGAGGCGGCUUGUACGUGCUGCUGGUGCUGGACUGGUACUCUGCUUCUGUCACGGUAGUGUUCGCGGGACUGUGUGAACUCAUCGUCUUUUCAUACAUAUAUGGGGCGGGUCGAACUGUCCGGGAUCUUCAGAUGAUGACGAAGAAAGCCGUAGGAAUGUUCUGGUACAUCGCCUGGAUCUUCGUCACGCCCCUCCUUCUCCUGUUCAUCUUCAUCAACUCCAUGGCCAGUAUGACAGCUGUCAGUUACCGUGAUGUCAUAUUCCCGUCUUGGGCCCAGAGCGUGGGUUGGCUCAGCGCGCUGGCCUCCUUCGCCGGCGGGCCCGCUUAUGGCAUAUAUUACUUCCUCGCGUCGAAGGGGUCUUUCUCCAAGCGCCUCGUGACCGGCAUCACGCCCACGAGCAACUGGGGUCCCGCCCUCGAGGAGCACAAAGCGGCGUGGGUGGAAUACGUCAGGUCGCAUCCCCUGCGUCACCGCCUCCUUCACCCGAGGUUCUCCCCCCGCGCCCCCUCCCCUGCGGCCACCUCGUCCCCUGCUGAGGCGAAACUCCUGGAACUCCACACCAGCGGUGGAGACUCCGCUGCCAGGGCGGGGAAUCCGGUGUGAGCGCCGGCUGGCUGCUCUUUCCAUUUUUCUGUCUUUUCAUGGGCGUUGAUAUGCAUACGUGCAUGUG
Molecule: messenger RNA, 1977 nt
Organism: Penaeus monodon (black tiger shrimp)
Lineage: Eukaryota; Metazoa; Arthropoda; Malacostraca; Decapoda; Penaeidae
Product: sodium- and chloride-dependent GABA transporter 1-like
Exons: 14
Coding region: 78-1910 (610 amino acids)
Biological process (GO): sodium ion transmembrane transport
Cellular component (GO): membrane
Molecular function (GO): glycine transmembrane transporter activity
Source: RefSeq, a predicted model, not a curated record